CUGUUAAUUUUUCACCCUCUCUCGUUUCUUGAUAACGCGAACGAGGGAGGGAGCGAGCGAGCGAAGAAGCGAACGAUGGCUUCGCUCGUGGAUUACGACGACGACGACGACGACGAAUCCUCGUCCGAAGCAGAAGCAGAAGCAGUGGAGACAAUCGCAGACGCAGAAGCAGAAGAGGAAGCCAAAAGCACCGCGGCACCCUCGGAGGGCUCCGUUGCUCGACCCUCUCCGCCUCCUCAGAAUCAGAGUGCUAUACCUCCCUCGCUCCAAAAUUCGAAUGUUGUCUCGCCUUUGCCCCCACCAUCAUUUGAUGAACUCCCAGAUGUCUCACUUCUUCUUGCUUCACCAUCUGCACCUACUCACCAGACAAUAGGUAGUUACCAUUCGUCAAGGGUUGCUUCUGCUAUGUCUGAUAGUGCAUCAAAGAAGAGAGAAUCAAAUGGAUCUGCUUUCCAACAUCCGCCCAGCAAACAGCCUAGAGGACAAUUGCGGCAUCUAAGAAAUGUUCCUGACACGAUGGGUAAUGCAUUAAUUCCACCACAGCUCAGAGGGAGGAGCAAUGUAGUAACUGAAGAUGUCAGCAAGUUGUUCGUGAGUAGGCGGCGAGAAUCUUCUGGUUGAAGAUGAAGUUAUCUUCUAAUCUCACAAAAACAUAUCAAUGUCAUUUAGAAAUGGGUAGCCAUUUGUAAUACUAGAUUGUCCUCAACCCCUUAGCUUCUUUACUCUACUUUACGAACAAAACUCAGCUGUUCCCUUUCCUUUCUCUCCGUUUCUUCUCUGUUGUUUUAUGUUCCGCUGUUUCGGCUUGUACAGUGUAAUUCUGGGUAAUGAAAUUAUAUGUUGAUCCCAAAACAAGAUUUUCUUUUUUCUUU
Messenger RNA from Ananas comosus (pineapple), 872 nucleotides. RefSeq lists its product as uncharacterized. The transcript is spliced from 3 exons. The coding region runs from base 76 to 621 and encodes 181 amino acids. The record is from RefSeq and is a predicted model, not a curated record. NCBI's taxonomy places the organism in Eukaryota, Viridiplantae, Streptophyta, Magnoliopsida, Poales, Bromeliaceae.